Molecule: messenger RNA, 976 nt
Organism: Lingula anatina
Lineage: Eukaryota; Metazoa; Brachiopoda; Lingulata; Lingulida; Lingulidae
Source: RefSeq, a predicted model, not a curated record
UGACUAUACAUUAUGACACAUCGUGAUUUCCGAGUCAGUCAGUCACGCGAGAACCAUAUUUCGGAACCCGGUGGUACGCUUUAUUUAGUAUGGACUGAGAUCUAUUGGAAAGCGACAUGUUUUCAUCAACACGUAAUGCAGAUUAUUUCGCCAACGACACUGGAAAAGUAACGCACCCACAAAAAAUGUUGAAAUUAUGCUGAUGCCCGUCUUCAAAUAAGAGAAAAAUGAAGAAACUAGCUAUAAAAUUGCUAGCAGACUGGUGUGUUCUCCUAACCACCAUUCUCUGUAUCAAAAUACAAGAAUGUAAUGGAAGUUCACUUACCACUACCGAAGCCGCCGUAGAGACAACAAAAUCUAUAACAACUACUGUUGGCACAACGACAACUGAGGAUCCGGGGGACAGUCAAGCAAUGCUAGUUGGCUUACUAUCUGGCCUUGGUUUUUUUGCUGGAAUAGUGACAUGCUGCUGUAUAAUAUGGUGUAUAUGCUGCGGAUCUCUAUGCAAGGACACCAAGAGCAAUAAAGUGUCACCGGCCAAUUCGCCAACGGAGCUACUGGAUCGCAUUGAAAGAGGACGGUGAUGAACAUUUUACACGCUAAAAAUCAUGCACGAGAAAAUUCCAUAACCCGAAUAUGUGUGAGAAGAUUUUUAAAAAAGGUGGGAUAUAUCGAUUGUUCACUCUGAGGAGUUAACUUUGUGCUAGUCAUUUGAAACUAGCGGAUUUGACUUUUUGUAGGUUUUACAUGACAGAAUUGAAAGCGGUCGUGCAGUGAUAGUACGGUAUGCUAUAAUACAAGAGUAUCUGUGAUAGCCCUAUAUCAUGACUGUGGAGAGAGAGUCUUGUGACUUUUUCACGGCUUCCAAAGGACGGUUAUUGGUCAGAUAUAAGAAUUUUUCUUACGAGGGAGAAUGGUUUUUUGAAGAGGAAUAUCUAUAUAUAUAUUGUGUCAAGAACAAUUUGCAAAACUGUCU